AUGAGCCGGGACGUCCCAAUCCACAGCUGGCCCGGCUCCUAUUACAUCAACAGUGAGAAGCGGUGGGAGAGCGGCACCCUGUCUCUCACCAGGACCAUGGUGCGCUUUGUCUCUAAUCAGAGGAAGGAGAGUCUUGCCAGCUUCCGUCUCUCCAGGAUCAUGGAGAUCAAGAUGGAGUCAUCCAGUUUCAUUUUUAGCACUCUUACAGUGCUUGAAGAGGGCAAUGUGAAACACUGGUUUGGCUCCCUUAAGCCCAACAGGGUGGUGGUUUAUAACGUGUUAGAGCAUUUCUGGAGAGAACGCCUUCUGUCCCCCGGCUCAGAGCCCCGUGGGGCUGAAUGUCAACCCUCUAAAGGCAGAGAGCUGAUCAACCUGGUGGCUGGGGCCCAGAGGAGACUGGAGGACACCGGCAUAGUCAUCAGCCACCAAGGAGAGCAGUUUGACGAUAUGAUGCAGGGACUGGAGAAGAUUGACUCAGACCUGGGCGUGGCUGAUAAACUUUUGUCUGAGCUGGAGACUCCCGCCUGGUGGCCUUUUGGUAAACUCCCAUGGAAAGCUCAGCAGGAAGCUAAGGCCGAGGACGCUGCAAGAGCUGCUGCUGCUGCUGCUGCUGCAGCUGGCAGAGGGUCCGGUAGAAAUAAGGUGAUCACAAGCAUCCCAGCUGUAGUGACCAGAGGUGGGGACUCGGACCUAAAACCCGGAUGCUUGUUGGUGCUGGUGUCCUCACUGGAGGUGCGAGACACAAACUGCCAACUCCUUCACCGCUUUGAACGAAAUGAAAUCGACGAAAUCAGGGUCCACAGUCCUUAUGAGAUCACUGUUAAACAGCGGUUUAUUGGGAAGCCAGAUAUAUGCUACAGGUUCCUGUCUGCCAAGAUGCCAGAGGCAAUGUGUGUGUUAGAGAUGCAGCACAAGAAGAAGGUGGAGUUCACUAGUGAAUACGCUGCUUUCAGGGCAACUCCAGUUUCAUCUCCAUGUGACACAGAGGGGCCAAACUGGAAUGAAGGUUUGCAACAGAAGUGCCAAGACACAGAGCUCCCACUGGAGGUCCCAGCAGGAGAUCUGUCCCAGUUGCAGGUGCAUGUCCUCCAGCCAUCUGUCAGUCAGGCUGAGGCCCAGGAACUCAAACAGAUGCUAAUGCAGCUGAAGAACCUUGCCCUGGAGGCAGAGACAGAGCUGGAACGGCAGGACGAGGUUCUGGACGUCCUGACCAACUCCACUGACCGAGCCACCAUGCACAUAGAGAAGCACACCUGCCGCAUGAAGAGACUGCUGUAGCUCUGACAGUCCAGCAGACACAUGUGGUGCAACCAGAUUCUUCCUUAGGAAUACACUGUAAGCUUCCUCAUUGUCCUCACUGGAUUGGUACAGUGUGAGAGCACACAGCAGUAGGGACUUGAAUAUACUCUUAAUGGUUCAGAGGAUUUUUGUUGAAUUUGAUGGAAUAUUCAUAUAAUCACAUUGGUUCAAGUGUCAGUGAUUUCUGGGGAGAAAGCAGCAAUGUUUGCUAAAGAUGUUUGUGUGAUUAUGUCUUUUAAAAUGACUCUAAACAAUGUUUUUUUCUGUUAUGUGUCUUAUGUGGGCUCAUACAUUUUGACAUAAGUUUUAAUUGUGCAAUAUAAAUUUGCCAUUAUUUUGUUUGGCUGAGAUAAAUGAGCCCUCUGAAUGUGCAUCCUGCAGCAUUUAGCAGCUGUGUCUAGCAUGGUUAGCACAAUCGGUUCAGUGUCCAGGUUCAGUGCCUGGUAGUGGUGCUUACGGCUUGGCUCAGCAGAUUCAGUUUGUGGUAGGAAGCCAGUGAGGGAUUACGUCUUUGUCGGUGCACAGAUGACUCCUACUGAUUGGUCGUGGCACCUGAGUGGGAUUUGGGGGAAUAGCAUGAAUCCUCCUGGCAUGUCAUGCCCUCAUAGUGAAGCAGGCAGGUGGCAGACAGCAAUGACAACCACUGCAGUAAAGGGCAAAAUGGACAUUUGAAAUGCGACAAAGAAAAUAACUAGUCUAUUUAUUCACGCUGCACAUGCUCAUUUAAAACAAACUGCAUGUUUUCAUUGGUUUUACUUGCAAGACUGAUUUGGUCAUGACCCGCCCUACACUGCCUCUGAUUGGCUUACCCUGACAUUUUUACCCUAACCCUAACCUAUCUCACUCUUAUGCCUAAACCAUAACAACCAAACCAAUGAGUACUACAAUCAAAGGCAGAGAAGGGGUCAUGACUUACCUGCCCUCGGAAAAAAUAGUUUUGCGCUGGGUGAACAGGUUUUCCACUAACAGUAAUAGACUGACAGAAGAUGACAGAUGUGUUUCAGUGUCAUCCCAGUAAUAUCCAUGUUUCUGAUGAUGUACUGCCAAUCUUCCUUUUUAUAACUAUCUCUGUCCUGAUUGAUGACUUGUCUCACUCAGGUCCUAGGUGUCACUUAUUCUCUUUACACGGUUUCCCUGUGGCUUAAUGUUGCAUGUCUCAAUAUUACUGCUUUGUAUUGCAUCAAGUGCCCCAUCAAUAUCAAUAUACUAUAUGGCAGAAGACUGUAAAUGUGCAACUAAGUUCUGGGACAAAAUAGAAAACACCCUUUCUUUGUUUUUAAAUGAUAUAAUACUCCAAGGUCUACAUAUACUGUAUAUGUCUUCCUUAGAAUGGUAGUAUUCUAAAUCUGUAUAAUCUGUAAAUAACUGACACAUGUAUUGUAAUUCUGUGAUAUUAUUGUGGUUUGCUAUCAUUGUGAACAUGCAAUUGACUGUCAGUUAACUUAAAAUAUCUUUAUCAUGUUUUUAAAAUUAUGAUUUCAGUGCUCUAUACAUGUUUCUUUUUGCUGAUGAUAUCACAUUUACCUUGACAGAAUAUACUGAUACAAAUAGACAGUUAGCUCUAAAUAUACAUUGAAAAAUGCACCUGCAUCUUUCGUAGCAAACAAAUGAAUGAAUAAAGCAACACUUUAUUGGAAGCAUUGAAAUGAAUUUCAGCUUGCAAG
This is a messenger RNA of Morone saxatilis (striped sea-bass), 2963 nucleotides long. RefSeq names its product synaptosome associated protein 47 (gene snap47). Gene Ontology annotation, molecular function: SNAP receptor activity; syntaxin binding. Lineage: Eukaryota; Metazoa; Chordata; Actinopteri; Moronidae. The record is from RefSeq and is a predicted model, not a curated record. Bases 1 to 1278 code for a protein of 425 amino acids. Gene Ontology annotation, cellular component: SNARE complex; plasma membrane. Gene Ontology annotation, biological process: synaptic vesicle fusion to presynaptic active zone membrane; exocytosis; synaptic vesicle priming. The transcript has 4 exons.